Striga hermonthica is the source of this 1506-nucleotide messenger RNA. Lineage: Eukaryota; Viridiplantae; Streptophyta; Magnoliopsida; Lamiales; Orobanchaceae. The record is from the annotation of a GenBank genome assembly.
AUGGGUGAAGUCUCUGCAAAAAGCUUGACAGUGGAAGCUUUGCCGGCGUACAGAGGACCGGGGCAAAUUGGUCUUUUGUGGGACCUAAUACGGGCGCCAUUGAUAGUCCCAUUGCUGAGAGUGAGUGUGUACAUUUGCUUAGCCAUGUCCAUAAUGGUGUUCUUGGAGAGGCUUUACAUGGGUGUUGUUAUUGUUCUGGUCAAAUUGUUCUGGAAAAAGCCAGAAAAGAGAUAUAAAUUUGAGCCCAUGUGUGAUGAUGAUGAUGAUGAUAUUGAGAUAGGCAGUGAAGCCUUUCCUACUGUUCUUGUUCAGAUCCCCAUGUUCAAUGAGAAAGAGGUUUACAAGAUCUCGAUUGGUGCUGCUUGUAACCUUUCAUGGCCUUCGGAUAAACUGGUGAUUCAAGUACUCGAUGAUUCUACUGACCUUCUCAUCAAGGAUAUGGUGGAGAAAGAAUGCAUUAGGUGGGGUAACAAAGGCAUUAACAUUAGGUACCAAAUUAGGGAGACAAGAGGAGGCUACAAAGCGGGUGCCCUAAAAGAGGGUUUGAAGCAUGAUUAUGUCAAGAAUUGCGAGUAUGUUGUCAUAUUUGAUGCCGAUUUUCGGCCCGAGCCCGACUUUCUCAGACGGGCCGUCCCGUUUUUGAUCCACAACCCUGAUAUUGCUCUUGUCCAAGGUCGAUGGAGGUUUGGGACGGGUGGAAUAUGGCGAAUUGCGGCAAUAAACGAGGCGGGAGGGUGGAAAGACCGAACGACGGUUGAGGACAUGGAUCUUGCCGUUCGAGCUGGUCUCAAGGGCUGGAAAUUUCUCUACUUAGGUGACCUUCAGGUGAAGAGUGAACUUCCAAGUACAUUUAAGGCCUUUCGUUUCCAGCAGCACAGGUGGUCUUGCGGUCCGGCUAAUCUCUUUCGCAAAAUGGUUAUGGAAAUUGCUACUAACAAGAAAGUGACGCUUUACAAGAAGUUUUACGUGAUCUACAGUUUCUUCUUUGUCCGAAAGAUCAUAGCCCAUAUGUUCACCUUCUUCUUUUAUUGCGUUGUGUUGCCAUUGACGAUUCUUGUACCGGAGGUUGAUGUCCCUAAAUGGGGAGCCAUUUACAUUCCAUGCAUAAUCACAACCCUCAACUCUGUUGGCACUCCAAGGUCAUUCCAUUUGUUGUUCUAUUGGGUCCUUUUCGAGAAUGUCAUGUCCUUCCAUCGAACAAAAGCCACGCUUAUCGGCCUAUUGGAGGCCAAGAGAGUCAAUGAAUGGGUUGUGACCGAAAAACUUGGAGACACCCUCAAGAACAAAUCGAAAAACAAAUCGAUUGCACCUAAGAGGUCCUUAUCCAAAUUCCUUGGAGAUAGAAUUUUGGUACACGAGCUCGGUUUUGCCAUGUUUCUAUUCAUAUGCGGAUGUUAUGACUUUUUGUACGGGAAGAACAAUUAUUUCAUAUACCUUUUCCUACAAGUCAUCACUUUUACGAUUGCGGGAUUUGGCUAUGUUGGCACCAUUGUCCCAAGCUCUUAA